Molecule: messenger RNA, 1511 nt
Organism: Lolium rigidum
Lineage: Eukaryota; Viridiplantae; Streptophyta; Magnoliopsida; Poales; Poaceae
Exons: 2
Coding region: 1-1233 (410 amino acids)
Molecular function (GO): protein binding
Source: RefSeq, a predicted model, not a curated record
AUGAACCCGCCGCCGGCGUCGCCGAUGGACGACGACGACCUCCUCAUAGAGAUACUCCUGCGCCUGCCCCCGCGACCUUCCUCUCUCCCCCGCGUCUCAUUCGUCUGCAAGCGCUGGCGCCGCAUCGUCGCCGAUCCCCAAUUCCUCCGCAGAUUCUGCGACUACCACCGGGAACCGCCCAUCGUCGGCGUGUUCUUCAAGUUCAACCCCGAACUCAAAGAAUCCCCGUUCAGGUCGAUUCUGGAUCCACCUGACCUCAUCCCGCCCGAGCGCUUCUCGGCCCGCCUCGAUGGCAUCGAUGGCGGCGGCAUCUGGUCCUUCCGCAGCUGCCGCCACGGCCGCGUCGUCUUCACCAGCAGGGAUCGUGCCGGCAAGGGCUGCAGCCAGGUUUUGGUAUGGGACCCCGUCACAGGCGAUCGCCGCUUCAUAGGCAGUCCACCGCAGUUGGAUCACGACUGGAGCAAGUACCACGUCCAAGCGGAUGUGCUCUGUGUCGCCGCCGACAAGGGCCACGUGCACGGUGCCUGCCAUUCGAGCCCCUUCAAGGUGGUGUUGGUGUGCGGCAACAACCAAGUCGCCCGAGCCUGCGUCUACUCAUCAGAGACCAACUCAUGGGGCGAUCUCAUCUCAUGGGGCGACAAUCUAAUCUGGACAUCAGCUCACCAUCAACCUAUCUCUAUUGUUGGCAGUCGAAGCAUCCUGGUUAGGAAUUCUCUCUACUGGUUACUUUUUGGUCUUGAGGUUGCCAUCCUAGAGCUUAAUUUGGAUAGCCAGAGCCUAGCCAUGAUCGAGGUGCCACCGGAUGCCCAUGACGACCACCUUGGCCUCUACCUGAGUACCCUGGGUGGUGCACUUAGUUUCAUCUUUGUGUCCAAUCUAUACAGAGUUCAGCUGUGGCAGAGUAAGAUUGAUUUUGACGGUGUCGCUCGGUGGAUGCCAGGACAAACAAUCGAACUGGACAAGCUUCUCCCCCUGGAACCAGGGGAACAUAUCGAGAAAGUAAUGGGUGCUGGUGAGGAUAAUAUGGUAUUCGUGUCAACAUGCUAUGGCCUUUUCAUGUUCCAUCUCGAGUCGUUGCAGUUUGACAAGAUCUUCAAAAGCCACCCUUUCCCUGAGCAUCGGCGAUCCUCCGUUUUUCCGUAUCCAUUCACAAGUUUCUGUGCUGCAGGAGUUGGUGAACUUCGUGACGGAAUGGGACAAGUUGAAGUUGGAGUCGGUGGCACAACCCCUUAGAAUACUGAUCCUGUGGAUUUUGGUCAACGUAGCUUCUCUGAAGGGCGUGAUGGAAGCUAAUCUGGGACUUGUUGAUAUCGGUUUACGGGAUCUUUCUAUGUGUUUUCUCUUAUACGUGUAAAAGUGCAACAUAUGUGAAUGUGAUGCUGGAAGAUGUAGCGUACAGUUCCUGUCUCCGUUUUUUCUGUUAGUAUGAUUAGGGUGCUGUAAAAAGCCUUUCGUCUUAACAUGUCAUGGGUAAACUUGAUUUUUCUUUCUAUAAUCCUAUCACUGGCAAA